Messenger RNA from Paralichthys olivaceus (Japanese flounder), 963 nucleotides. NCBI's taxonomy places the organism in Eukaryota, Metazoa, Chordata, Actinopteri, Pleuronectiformes, Paralichthyidae. The record is from RefSeq and is a predicted model, not a curated record.
GCCAGACGUCCCUGAGAGUACUACAAUACCCAGGAUCCUCAGCUGCUGCCGUCUGAUCAAGCUGAGCAGUGUGUGUCAGUGUGUUGAUGUUGUUGUGUUGUUUCAGGGGACCAAAGUCUAAACACUGCAGUGCCUGUAACAAGUGCGUCGCCAACUUCGACCAUCACUGUCGGUGGCUCAACAACUGCGUUGGGAGCAGGAACUACAAGUUGUUCCUCCACAGCGUUGUCUCGGCUCUGUUGGGCGUCUGUCUGGUUCUGGUCGUCGCCUCCUACGUCUUCAUCGAAUUCUUUCUGGACCCGACUAAACUCCGCACUGACAAACACUUCCUGGUGAGGAACGAUACAGGUGUGUGGUUCGUCUUCCUGCCCGUGGCACCGGUCAGAUCAGCAGCAGCAGUGAUUCCGUGUCUCGCCGCCGUCUCUGUGUCUCUGGGUCUGUUGUCAUCAGUUCUGCUGAGUCACCUGCUCUGCUUCCACGUCUACCUGAUGUGGAACAGACUCAGUACCUAUGAGUACAUUGUGCGGCAGCGUCAUCGUCAUGACAACAGAGACUUGAGGAAACCAGGACCGGUGAAGGAGACAGAAGCUUCUACAGGCAUCAAGGACGUGAACUACUCUGGGACUCUGGGUUAUACCAACCCUCAGCUGGACGCGGAGGAACCUUCCACUGUGUCAGCGCGGGGAGGGCCAGAGUAAGUUCUCCAGGUUCAGCCCACGGCCCGCCGUGAUUGGCCGACUGACCGGAGCCUGACAGGAUUCAGUAAACAGUCGUUUCAUAACAUGAAGAGGCCGGACCUCGUCGCCAUGGACACCGUUUUCUUUGCAGUAAACAAAGUGAAAUUCUUUGGCCGUGACUUCCAGGAAGAAAACAAAGUGUGCAUUGUGUGUUUGGUGUGUGUGUGUGUGUGUCCUCAUAAAUAACUGUACUCACCUCACUAAACUUUCUUUUUACGGGACACAG